Molecule: messenger RNA, 5319 nt
Organism: Parnassius apollo (apollo)
Lineage: Eukaryota; Metazoa; Arthropoda; Insecta; Lepidoptera; Papilionidae
Source: the annotation of a GenBank genome assembly
AUGGAAAUUGAUGUACGAUCCAAUAGCGCGACAUGGCGCUGGAGUCUUUUACUUUCCGUGUUAUUCCUAAACAUUUGUGUGCCAAGCCUAGUGCUGUCUUAUGGAGUGCUGUGGGUUCACCUAGUGAAUCUAGAAGUCCCAUUGUGGCUCGGUCUUUCUACGCCGACCAUCUUCCUCCUCACCUACGGUUUUACACAAUGCUGGUUCCGCGAGGCGGCAGACUCAUGGGGCGGAUCAGUCGGAUAUCGUGUAAUGGCUGCCAUUGGACUUACGGUGGUUGUGGUUAGCUUGGUCAUUUGUGCCUUUAUACCAUUAUAUUUACAUCCACUCAUUUAUGGUGUUUUAGGUGGUUUGGGAUCAUCUUUAAUAUCAGCCCAAGUGGACGCUGUCAUCUUCGAAACUUAUGACAGUCGUAUAGGUAUAAUUCGAGGAAUAUGUUGCACUGGUCAAGCAGUUGGACAAUCUUUAUUUCCUCAUAUUAUGUCAGCUCUAACAAGUUAUUAUGGAUACUCAUUUUCGUUUAUUGUUCUUGGUGGAAUAAUGCUUCAAGCGAUGCCAGCUGUCUUCUUACUUAAAAUCGAUGAAAAUAUUAGAAAAUCUUCUUCCUCCUCCAGGCACGCAGACUUGUACCAAAGUUUUACAGGAUUUCAUAAUGACGGUAUUGAUAACUAUUAUACUGCAGAAUUACAAUUACACGAUUUAAGUAAAAAGUGUUGGAAAAGUCCAUCAGACGAUAAUUUACAUCGAGAGGGUGUUGAGGUUGGGGGUAAGGCUGAACUAGUUGGAACAAUAACACCUCCACCUAGUCCUGAAGAAAGAAGAAGAAAUAUUUUCGGGGUAGAUAUUUUACCGGAUAUACCAGAGGAAAGCGAAGAGAGCGAAGAAGAUAUCGAACAAAGAAUUCCUGGCAAGGAAAUGCCAAAUAGUCAAAGACGUCUAAGUAUUGCAAUCAAAAGACUGAACACAUUAGGUGACAAUUUAGACGAUUACAUUGCAAAGCAAACUAAAAGAGAUUCUGAAGAUGAUUGCAGCGUUCAUGACGGUAAAGAAUAUUCUGAACUAGAAGUGACUUACGAUAACAUAUCACCGAUAACAGAUAUUCAUAGGGAAAAACUAUUGAAUUCGUUCAGUUUUCGAUGCCAGUCUACUAUUAUAAAUAUAAAAAGGCGAAUUUGGAUACCGUCGUAUAGAAUGUAUAGAGUUCGACGAAGACUAUUAUAUGUGAUAUAUAGUAUUAAUGACACUUUUACAAAACCGUUGACGAGGUCACUUUCAUGUUGGAGAUUUUAUCCGGCACUAUUACUUAGUUUUUCUAAACUUUGUUUGACCGCGGUGUCUCUGAUGUUAAUUCCAAUGAUAGCGCAGCAAGUGAGGCCAAAGAUUUCCAUGUUUGAGGCAAAUUUUUUAUUGUCGUUACACGGAUUUACAUGGAUAUGUUUUCUAUCGAGCAGUCCAUGGUUGGCACAAACACCUAAAAGAAAUUUCAAGUAUGUCACCGUAAUUGGAUUAAUAGUAACAACUACUGCAUGUUUCGUUUUUGCAGCAACCAAUAAUCAUGAUACGUUAACAAUUGGUUGUGUGAUAUCUGGGCUUGGGUAUGGCGCUAUUACUUCAUGUUGCGAUACUGCUAUUCAAGAUUUUCUAGGAGCAAGAAAAUGGCCGAAAGUUCACAGUACACUUGAAACGCUAUCUGCAUCAUUGUUAGCCCUUUUCGUAACAGAAAUGAGGCUAUGGCUUUAUUCAAGAGAAAAAAACAUGGAUAAUAUAUUAUUAUUUUUAACACCGCUGCUGUUAUGUCCUCCUUUGAUUGAAGCAAAGAAUAUCAAUUGCAAUAAUAAAUCAUUUCAUUGUGUGAAUUCAACCCAUUUCUUGAUAUGCGUAGACUUGGGAGGGGGAGUAUCUACGACAAUUGACAGUUUUGUUAUACAAUGCCCACCUACGACAUUUUGUCAUGAAACAAACCAUUUUGAAUGCGAAUAUCAAGCAUUGACCACCCAAAAGACCGAAUCUGACGUAACGAAAGUAUUCGCAGACACAAAUACAUUAACGGAUACUACGGAAACUAUUUCUUCAAAGUCAUACCAAGUAUACAUUAGCGGUGUAAAUAAUAGUGUUACAAAAUUAGUUCCCAAUGAACUGGACAGUGACGCAUUUAAAGUGCAAAGUGGAUUUUCCGAUAUAAACGAAAUUCAAACUACACAUGUAAAAAUAUCUGACGAUUUGGCGACUACUGAUGAUAUAAAGUUAAAAAACGUAUCCCUAGGAAAUCUUCAAAACUAUAGUGUUUCUGAUUUAUACAGUAUAGAAAUAAAAUUAGAACAAACUGAAAGUAUAUUUCCAAUCGCCCAGUAUAAUAUGACUAACGCUCAAGUUAACGAUUCUGAUGCUUCAAAUUUAUAUUCUAUGAAAAAAAAUAUAAACAAUCGUACGAAAGAGUUUUUAUUUAACGGAACGGCAAAUAUAAGCCACCUAAAAUUAAAUUCUGAUCCCAGUGCUGUUGGUGAUGUACAAAGUGACAAGAUAAUAGAUUUAUUUACGAAUUUGGAAAAUAUUAUUACUACACCAAGAGAUAACAUAGCUUUUGAAAAUAGAACAACAGCUAAUAAGCUAAAUUUAGAGCAUGACAUAAUAUCUGAUCCAAUAGUUACAAAAAUGGAUUUAGGUGAAUAUAUAGGGAAUACAAUUUUGUCUAACACAAGUAUGUUUACCACUGUGAAGAAUGGAGUCGUAAAAUUACCAGUUAACGACAGUGAUAGCAAUAAUGCUCGAAAAAACGAAUCAGCAUACGAAACUGCUACUGAUAACAAACUUGUAAACAACAUCCAAUUACGUACUUUGAAUUUCGACGUAUAUGCACAAUCUCAGAAUAAUACAUUUAGAAUUACUGAACCAUCAAUUGAUUUAAACAUUAAAUCUGAAGUCACCACCACGUCGGAUAUGUUAAGCGAUACUAUUAUUGCAGAAACAUUUUCCUCCGGAAUGUAUGUGUCAAAUAACAGUAGGAUAAAUAAUACUACUACACUAUCUGUUCCUGGGGGUGACUUUAUGACCAUGAAAAACCAAAUUCGUGAAAAUACACAAGUAACAAACCCAUACAAAAUAGAAAUGGAUUUGAGAGUAUUUAACAAAAGUGAAUUUACUACUCCAAUGAAUAUGAUUAACACUAAUGUUGAAAAAUUAGUUAAUAUAAAUACAAAGAAAAUAUUGAAACCCCAUCAUAUAAAAGAAUUAUUAUUCGAAGUAACGGAAAAUGUAAGAUAUGCAGACAUAAAUUAUAAAUUAAACAGUAUUGGUGAAUCCCAUGUAUUAUCCAAGACGCCGGAAAAUAUUUUUGCUACACAAUCAAAUAACACAACUAUUAAAUUAUCAGAUAAUGAACCUAUUUCAGAACUUUCAACAAUAUCUAACACAAUAAUUUCACCAAUCAAAACAAGUUUUUAUGAGACUUUUAAGAACGAUAUUGUAACAAAACCGGAAAAUUACAGCUUAAGUAAUGGCGAUCGGAUAAAUGUAUCAAUAUACGAAACCCCCUACUUACCUGUAGGGUUAAAAAACAAUGCAUUUGCUAGUACUGAACAAGCCAUUAACUUAUCUAACUUAUCUGAAGUCACAACUACUUCUGAUAUGCUAAGUAACACUGUUACUGUAGGAAUAGUUUUUCCAAGAGUGCAGGAAAUAGAUAAUAAUGGUGUAAAUAAUGAUCCAAUAACAUUUGUUACAAAGGAAAAAUCUAUGAAAACUGAAACUUACAAAGUGAAAGGUGGACUUAACGAUGUAAUUAAAACUAUGUAUAAUGGUAAUACUUCAAACCAUAUGAUUUAUACUAAUAACUUAAAGAACAAAAAUAUUCUACAAGAAAAUCAUAAAAACGUCAUAACUUCCUCAAAACCAGACCCUUCUUUUUUACAAACCUCAAAAAAAUCAACUUUAGAUAACAGAAGGCAAGAUUCAUUCAUGAACGUUAGAGACAAUCAAGAAACAGAAAGUGACUUUUUGACAAAUACCUUCACAAUUAUAGAUAAAAAAGUCCCAAGUAUGUCAAUAACUGUAAAACCAUUUGAAAUUACGAAUUUGUCAAAACCGUUAGUAGUAAAUAAUUCUGCAUUAUCAAGUCAAGUUACACUAAGUUUAUUUGUUAAUAAAUUAUCAAAAAUGCCGGAUAAUGACAAAAAUAAAAGAAAUAUAACAUUACUAAGCGUCGGUGAAUAUAAUUCGACCCAAUUAGAUGAAUCUGUAACAAGCGUUAAGAAACAAGAUACAGAAAAUAAUAUUUUAAGACGACAGCAAAUUUUUCAAACAACUUAUUUUUCAGAAGUAACUACCUCCCUGCCUAACACUGAAAAAAGUUUUUUCAUAAAAUACACAGAAGUUACUCCAGCCGUAAGUAUUGACGCGUUAACUGGCGUGAAUAGUCAGUUAAAAUCAAAAAAACUUUCCACGUUAUCACAAUAUGAUGAUGUCCUUGUAGAUAGCAAUAAAACAACCAACACACUAUCAAACAAAACAUUGAAACAAUACUGUUUCAACGAUACAAUAUCAAAUAUGAGUUUGGAAAAUAAACUAACAGCAACUGAAGCAAAUUAUAAAUCUACUAAAGACGGCGUUGGUACUACCAAUAAACUUUUGACCACCGUUUAUAAAAGAAAUAACUUACAUGAUGAAUAUAACACAACUGAGCUAGUACCAAAAGCUUUAAAUGUGAAAAAGAAGGAAAGUUUUCAGAUCCAAGCAACUGUAGAAGAUAUUAUGUUUGUAAUAAAACUUCUAAAUCAAUUCUACGUCGUAAAAGAAAAAGCUGUGAUUCAGACGAGAAAGAUGCCAUUUAAAUUCAAAAAUAAGGGUCUGCGACGGGAAAUUCCUAAAGAUGUGAUAUUACGAGCCAUAGAAGAGAUAUCAAAAGGAUCAAAAAUAAAAACAACGGCUGAUAAAUAUAAAAUUCCUAGAUCAAGUAUGCAACGGUACCUUAAACAAGAUUCUAUAAAGGAUUCUUCGCAUAGAUUUAUAACCUCACAAAUUUUCACCGACGAAGAAGAACAAAAAUUAUCAAAUUACAUAAUAGUUUGUUCUAAAUAUCAUUAUGGAUUGACAAAGAUACAAGCACACACACCUGAAAAAAGACUAAUAGAAUUAGCGGAACAAGAAAAACAAAGCAAGAACAAGGCUAAGACAGAGAGGCAGGAAAAAAAGGUUCUCAAAAACACAGGGAAAAAACAGAUUCCUAAACUUCCAUCGAAUAGAGUAAAGAAGAGGCAAAUGAGCAGUAGUGAUAGCGAAAUAGAAAAUGUUCCUUUGCUUAAGACACGUCCGAAGAAGAGUUAG